GACUUGAUAUUUCUCUCGCGAGAUUUCGUAGAGCUUCCCGACAGCAGAAAACAUGGCGGACGAACACGGACGGAAAUGGGACCGCUGUCUUGCUGAUACAGCCGUGAAAACAGUAACUGGCCUCGGUGUGGGCAUCGUGUUCUCUGUCCUUUUUUUUAAACGCCGCACAUGGCCCGUCUCAUUUGGUUCAGGUUUGGGACUGGGUAUGGGUUACGCCAACUGCCAGCAUGACCUCAGGUCACCAUACCUGAUUCAUGGCCGCAUGGUAAAGGACCAGUAGUGAAGGACUGAAGACCAUAAGGAUUUGCCAUGAAGUUUAUCAUCCGUUUUUGUCUCGUCCUCUGUUGUUUUGCUGCACAUUUCUGUCCUAGCACUAAAGUCCAAUGAUGCCCUCAUUGUGUUUAUCAAAGGCCUAUGAGUGUAUAUUUAAUAAAGUGAUAAUGGAAAAAAAA
Molecule: messenger RNA, 452 nt
Organism: Acanthopagrus latus (yellowfin seabream)
Lineage: Eukaryota; Metazoa; Chordata; Actinopteri; Spariformes; Sparidae
Product: MICOS complex subunit Mic10-like
Exons: 4
Coding region: 53-280 (75 amino acids)
Cellular component (GO): MICOS complex; mitochondrion; mitochondrial inner membrane
Source: RefSeq, a predicted model, not a curated record